CAGACUCCAGAAACUGCUUCAUCCUGACUGUGUGGGACAAGAACAGAGAAGAAGAAGGGUUCGUGGGUCCAGGUCUGUGGUCCCGGGUCGUCCCGUGCAGGAGGGGCUGGUUUCUGUGGCUCCUGUUUACUCCUGCUGGAUUUAACUCAAACCAGAUGCUUCCUCUGCCAGACUCCGCCGCCGGACGGGCUGGUUUGAACUCCUCUGCGACGCCACCAAACUCCACGCGUUUCUCCUCAAGUUUUAACCCUCGCGUUAAAUAGAAAAUGCGCGGUUGUUGCUCAGUUUAACGGAUCUGUUUGGAGGUUUUACCGGAUUCUUCUGACGGUCCCGUUAAUCCAGGUUUUUUUAUCAGCUGACGGGACGUCGGCUUCAGUUGUGCUGCGCACUUUGGAUUGAGACAAACCAGCUGGAUGAUUGGAUAAAUAAGAGAGAAUGAUUUGCCUUUGAAGAGUCGCACGGUGCUCGUUCUUCCUCUAAACUUUAAAGCCGCAGGAUCUGGACCUGAGGAGGACAGAAGAUGCGGUUCUGCUGCUUGGAAGCGAAGUUGUGUCCUGCGCCGCGCGUCCCGGCUGCUCCGCUCCACAAACCGCGUCCCGCUUCAGAAUCAGCGCCUUUUAGCAUUUGAUUCGUUGCUGGUUAAAGUUCUUUGGAUUCACAACAUGCGUUAAGACUUUACCAGACUGUCGUGGACCCGCUAGCAAAUUCGGCCUAAAUAUAAUCCAUCCAGCGGCAGAACAGGAUCUAAGAGAACAACUUCCCGAAGCUGCCCAGGAGCCCACAGAGGUGAGAUGAUGAAGAUGUGAAGGGUCCCCCUCCUCUCAUGCGGUGCGUCCUGGCUUCAGCUGCCGGACUUCUCCUGAGGGAGGCCGGGAUGCUCCUGCGCCGCCGGUCCUGCUCCGGCCCGCUGCUGCUGCUCGGGGUGGCGGUGUGUCUCUUCUACCAGCUGAUGGUGGUCCGGAACCGGCUCCGGUCCGGACAGCAGCAACCCGCCGCCGAUAUCCGCUGCAGGAGGCCGUCGGACGAAGUCCUGAUGGAGGAGACCAGGAGGUUCCUGUCUACUCUGGAGACUCUGCAGAUACAGCCGUCCCCUCGGCGGCGGCGGGCUGUGGUUCUCAUGGGUCGACACCUGGUCUCAGACACCGAGGUCCAGCUGUACCAGCAGGUUCUGCAGCAGAUGGGCUAUGAGGUCCAGCUGUCCAGAUACGCAGAGACCAGCAGCUUCCUCAGAACAAAUCACG
Molecule: messenger RNA, 1241 nt
Organism: Micropterus dolomieu (smallmouth bass)
Lineage: Eukaryota; Metazoa; Chordata; Actinopteri; Centrarchiformes; Centrarchidae
Product: cadherin-like and PC-esterase domain-containing protein 1
Exons: 2
Source: RefSeq, a predicted model, not a curated record